Messenger RNA from Suncus etruscus (white-toothed pygmy shrew), 1832 nucleotides. It is a transcript of the gene NAA40, whose product is annotated as N-alpha-acetyltransferase 40, NatD catalytic subunit. The transcript has 8 exons. NCBI's taxonomy places the organism in Eukaryota, Metazoa, Chordata, Mammalia, Eulipotyphla, Soricidae. Bases 100 to 813 code for a protein of 237 amino acids. Gene Ontology annotation, molecular function: histone H4 acetyltransferase activity; protein N-terminal-serine acetyltransferase activity; histone H2A acetyltransferase activity. Gene Ontology annotation, cellular component: nucleus. The record is from RefSeq and is a predicted model, not a curated record.
CGCCGCCGUUCCCGCCGCCUUCGGGGCCGCCUCCCCGCCUCUCCCCUCCCCGCCGGCCAGGGUGCGAGGAGAAGAGCCGCGGGGGUCGCCAGCGCCGCCAUGGGGAGGAAGUCGAGCAAAGCCAAGGAGAAGAAGCAGAAGCGGCUGGAGGAGCGCGCAGCCAUGGACGCCGUCUGUGCCAAAGUGGAGGCCGCCAACAGGCUUGGAGACCCCUUGGAGGCUUUUCCAGUCUUCAAGAAGUACGACCGAAACGGGCUCAAUGUCUCCAUCGAGUGCAAGCGGGUGUCCGGUCUGGAGCCAGCCACGGUGGACUGGGCCUUUGGCCUCACCAAGACCAACAUGCAGUCCAUGUAUGAGCAGAGCGAGUGGGGCUGGAAGGACCGAGAGAAGCGGGAGGAGAUGACAGACGACCGAGCCUGGUACCUCAUUGCUUGGGAGAAUAGUUCGGCCCCUGUGGCCUUUUCUCAUUUCCGCUUUGACGUGGAGUGCGGGGACGAAGUCCUGUACUGCUAUGAGGUGCAGCUGGAGAGCCGGGUUCGGCGGAAAGGCCUGGGCAAAUUCCUCAUUCAGAUCCUGCAGCUCGUGGCCAACAGCACACAAAUGAAGAAGGUGAUGCUCACGGUAUUCAAACACAACCAUGGCGCCUAUCAGUUCUUCCGGGAAGCACUGCAGUUCGAGAUCGACGAUUCAUCCCCCAGUAUGUCUGGAUGCUGCGGGGAGGACUGCUCCUAUGAGAUCCUGAGCCGCAGGACCAAGUUUGGGGACAGCCAGCACUCCCAUGCAAGCGGGCACUGUGGGGGCUGCUGCCACUGAGACCCGCCCCCCUCCAGGAGCCGGUGCGGAGGGUGGGGUCUUGGGCUGCUGCUCCCCAACUCUGGGCUCCCGCAGCCACCCGUGCCACGUCCCCCGAUUUCUCUGCAGCUGCCCCACCCCACCAGGACCAAUGGCGUGCUCCACCCUGUCUCAGGUCCCCGGGAAACUGGGGUACAGCAAGAGGCCUGAGGCCAGGCUUGGGGCGGUGCCCCUGGGAGACCCUGGCUUCUGGGUGGCCUGUCAGGCUGUGCAGUCCUAGGGACCACAGACCCUUCAGGGGCCUCUCUGCCAUGGGAGGAGUGCCUGUCACUCAGGGCUCAGCCAUGUCCUCGCGAGAUCCACGGAGAGGACGGGGCCUGCCCACACCUGCGGUGCCCCUCGGUACCUCGUCUCUGCCUAGCCCCCUGUCUCGGUGCUGACUGCUCUUCGGAGCCCCUAGCAGGCACAUCACCUGCACUCCCGGCCUCACCCCUCGCUGCCUCCAUGAGGCUCUAGCAUGGCGACCCUGCACGGCCCUGCGUGGGGAGGGAUGGAUGGGGAGAGGCUGUGUAGCCUCGCUCAGGGACUGGGCAGACUCAGAAAUUCGCCUCCUGACAAUUGCAGGGCUCUCAAGCAGGCUCGGUGCCACUCGAAGCAACACAGGCGGGGUGGUGUGUGCUCCCGCUGUCGCCCUGCCUCCUGGCCCCUUUUCGCCGGGCCUAGUUCCCCUGUGCCAGGGUGCCGCCCACCAAGCCUGACCCUGGGGUGACUGCAACCUGCCCCGGCUCUGCAUCCCCAUGGUGAAGGUCUGGGGUCUUGUCACUUGGCUUGGCUUGUGCCCACUUCCGAGUUCAUGCUGCUUUGCUCUGGGCCAGCCUUUCAGGGGCACCUGAAGGAGUUAGUGGCUCCAUUCCAGAAUUUUGGGGUGCUGAGAGUGUUUAUGAAGCUUCCUGGUGGGCCCCACCUCUCAGAGGACUCCAACGUGCAUCAGCAGUUGCCGUCUUGGGUCUGGAUAGCUGAUCUCCCACCCCAGGCACCUG